Hirundo rustica (Barn swallow) is the source of this 12565-nucleotide messenger RNA. RefSeq names its product pleckstrin and Sec7 domain containing 3 (gene PSD3). Gene Ontology annotation, molecular function: phospholipid binding; guanyl-nucleotide exchange factor activity; protein binding. Bases 36 to 3134 code for a protein of 1032 amino acids. Gene Ontology annotation, biological process: regulation of ARF protein signal transduction. NCBI's taxonomy places the organism in Eukaryota, Metazoa, Chordata, Aves, Passeriformes, Hirundinidae. The transcript has 16 exons. The record is from RefSeq and is a predicted model, not a curated record.
GGGCGGCUGCGAUCCGCCGCGGCCGGCGAUGGGAGAUGGAGGGAGCCGGCGGUGCGGCAGAAGCACUUGUGUGGGAUAAUGACAUAUCGGCUCAUGCCCAGAAUGUUGCCAAGGCCAAAUAUGAAUUUUUAUUUGGCUUGGAAGAAGAGAAGCCUUCAGGAAUGGGUAGUGGCCGUGGAAGCAACAGUUUGCCUCCUCAUACCAUCAUCAAUGAAUUUCCAGAGUAUGGUACUGUAGAGUCAAGCAGACAGGUGCCAACGGCUCCAUCGACGUGCCGGGCAGAGCCUGUAACACGCAGUCCAGAAAGCUGUGACAGUCACCACCACACCAGGCCUAUUCCUCAGCGGGCAGCUCCUGCAGAUAAUUUGAGGCCUGAUGCAGAGGCAGUGCAGCUUCACACUUCAGAAGAAGGUUUGCAACCUGCGGGUAAUCUCCCAGAGAUUGUAAAAAUCUCUCGACGGCUAGAAGCAAUAAAGGUGCAUGAAAGAGCAAAUACUUCUCCCAAUUCAGAAACACAAAUGGAAAAAAAGGGUGUUACUGGAGGCCAAAAUGUACAGGCAGCCAGAGAACGAGUUCCAGCAAGCCAAGAAGAACUCUCAGACGUGCUUCUUCCAUCUGAACGAACAGCAGAGGAAAAAAAGCAUUUGAUCAUAGAGAAAGAUCUGGCUUCAAUAUGGGCUGGAGAAAAGCAGUCCGAAUCCUCACAAGCCAUAAGUAAUAAAGCAGAGGAGGUCCACGCAGCUCAAGACCCAAGCUGUCACAAACCAUCUGUGACAAACCUGGGGUCAAUCAGCAGUGUGGAAAGGGGCACAUGUUUUGAGGAGUUUUCAGAGUACAGUCAAGACAAAAUGCAAACAAAUCCCGAGAGAAGGCUUGCUAAAGAAGCAACUGUGAGUAAACAUGUAGAAUUUCAAGGUGUUGAGAUCUUAUGGCUGCAAAAAGCUGAGGAGCAGAGAAGAAAGAAACACUCACUGCUGGACUCUGUGUCUGUGGAGAGGAAGGCAUUCCCCAAAACAUCCAGCCACCCUGUGUCACCAAUGGUCUCCCCAGGGUUGCUUUCCUUGCCAGACAGUGCAUGGAGUGAGGUUUGUGAAGACCCAAGGCUGGGACCCGCUGCCUCUGGAGCCACUCCUCUAGCAAUCCGUGAUGAAAGCAGGAAGGAUAAAGUUUCUGUGAAGGACAAGAAGAACUAUGGUGAGGUGGAGAUGGCUGUUCUUGCAAGAGGCCAGAACAGGAUGGUGGAGGAGGGGGAAGCAGCCACAGGAGGAUAUGAAGAUUUCCUUGGGCAGAGGCACUCUGACGUCUCCACUGAUCUGUACAGCUCACAGUUUGAAAACAUCCUAGACAAUGCAUCUUUGUACUACAGUGCGGAAUCGCUGGAGACAUUGUACUCGGAGCCUGAUAGCUACUUCAGCUUUGAGAUGCCACUCACUCCCAUGAUCCAGCAGCGCAUGAAGGAGGGUGGACAGUUUUUAGAUAGGACAUCAGCCUUGGGCCAGACAGAUGUCCCUGACAGGGAGCUGAAGGGACGUGGUGAAGGCAUCGCCAAUGGCUUAAGGGAUGCCAGUGAAAUACUCUUCAAAGGAGAUGUCGCGGAAGUCCCUCGUCUGGAAAGCAAUGUUAAACUACAGAAUGUGGUAUUAGACUCCAGUGCCACCAUGGGGAGCAAUGAACUUCAGGAGAAAGAUCCCACUGGAGCCCCUGGCCAUGAUCUCAGCAAUGGCAGCAGCAGCAAUUUGGAAGCAGCCAGGCGCCUGGCUAAGCGCCUCUACCAUCUGGACAGAUUCAAACGCUCUGAUGUGGCAAAACAUUUGGGCAAAAACAAUGAAUUCAGCAAGCUUGUGGCCGAAGAAUAUCUUAAAUUUUUUGACUUCACAGGCAUGACGCUGGACUGCUCGCUCAGGAGUUUCUUUAAAGCCUUUUCACUUAUUGGGGAAACUCAGGAACGAGAGAGAGUUUUAAUCCACUUUUCCAGCAGAUACUACCAGUGCAACCCGAAUGCAAUUUCUUCUCAAGAUGGGGUUCACUGUCUCACGUGUGCCAUGAUGCUGCUGAACACAGACCUGCAUGGCCACAACAUUGGGAAAAAGAUGACCUGCCAGGAGUUUGUUGCUAACCUCCAGGGGAUGAACAAUGGCAAAGACUUCCCGAGAGGGCUCUUGAAGGCCCUCUACAAUUCAAUCAAGAAUGAGAAGUUGGAAUGGGCAGUGGACGAAGAAGAGAAAAAAAAAUCUCACUCGGAUGGUACAGAUGAAAAGGAUAAUGGGAACCAGACAAAGGCUGUCAGUCGAAUUGGCAAUUCAAAUAACCCGUUCCUGGACAUCCCUCAUGACCCCAAUGCUGCGGUGUAUAAAACUGGAUUUCUGGCUCGGAAAAUCCAUGCAGAUAUGGAUGGAAAGAAAACUCCCCGGGGAAAACGAGGCUGGAAGACCUUUUAUGCUGUGCUGAAGGGAACAGUCCUGUACUUGCAGAAGGAUGAAUAUAAGCCAGAAAAGGCUUUGUCAGAGGAAGAUCUGAAGAAUGCAGUUAGUGUGCACCAUGCGCUGGCAUCCAAGGCAACGGACUAUGAGAAGAAACCCAAUGUCCUCAAGCUUAAAACAGCAGAUUGGAGAGUCCUGCUUUUCCAAGCCCAGAGCCAAGAAGAAAUGCAGACCUGGAUCAACAAGAUUAACUGUGUGGCUGCUGUCUUCUCUGCGCCACCAUUUCCAGCAGCCAUUGGUUCUCAGAAGAAGUUCAGUCGCCCACUCCUGCCAGCCACCACAACAAAGCUAUCUCAGGAUGAACAGUUGAAGUCCCAUGAAGCUAAGCUGAAGCAGAUCUCCACUGAGCUUGCUGAACAUCGCUCCUAUCCUCCUGACAAGAAGCUGAAAGGCAAGGAAGUAGAUGAUUACAAACUGAAGGACCACUAUCUGGAGUUUGAGAAAAAUCGCUAUGAGAUUUAUGUUGGCCUGCUGAAAGAAGGGGUGAAGGAGCUGCUGAGCGGAGGAGAGAAUGAUGCGCCAGGAUUGAAGAAAUCCCACUCAAGUCCUUCUUUGAAUCAGGAGUCUCCAGUUAGUGCCAAGGUGAAACGCAAUGUCUCGGAGAGGAAGGACUACAGGCCAGAAACACCCAGCAUUAAGCAGAAGGUCACUUAGGGUGGAAAUGACAACUAGGGGAACAGCCAUGCAGCAAAGUAUCAGUGGUCAAAAUUUUUUCAUUUAAUAACCUGUCAUUCACAGAAAAUAAGUGCAUCUGCCUGAAUGGGGUGUUAGUGACACUUUCUAUUGUAUAUUUUGCUGUUUCUGUGCAGAUUGUGGGAGAUGUCUUUGCUCCUGCUUUGCUUUGCUUUGUUAAUUUAUCAUUUAGCAAUUGAAGCAUUGGGACUUUUUUGUGUUGUUCUGUUUCUAAAGGAGCUGGGGAAGACACAGAGCGCUGUGACAUUUAUUCUGUCUCUUCCCCGUUUAUCUCCUCCCAUCGGCAUGUGGCUUUCAUCUCUCAAGUCACUUGUCACUUUAUUUACGUGGUGGGUGGGAAAAAUAACUGGACAAAUGCUGCAGUGCUGUGAAUGUGAGCUAUAGCUGUGAGAAAAGCUGUGCAAACGUGCAGCUGCAGAAGGCUGACUAGAGGCUAGGGUGCUGGGAACACUGGUUUCCUGACAAUAUGGAGCAUGUUGGUACUGGUACUUAGCAGCAGGUGGUACAGUACAUAGUCACUGUUGCUUAUUGUUACUGCAUUGACCCUGGACGCACGAGCGCAGAGGAAUGAAACCUGGAAACCUCUGGCAAUGCUGGGAUGAUGGCAUUGGAAUAAGUUGUUUGCUUCCUUCCAAGCAGAGAGCCUUCUCCUCAGUUUGCAGGCUGGAAUGCAUCCAAACCCCUGCUGUCUCUGCAGUCAGGAAGAUUAGGGAUUACCCAGUUGGAAUGACUGUCCUGGGCUUCACAUUAAUUUGCAGAAAAGGCUGCUGUAGAUGUCAGCCAUUAACAUUAUAUAUUAAUUAUAUAUUAAAGACAAAGGACCUCUGUGUAGUUUUUAACUAUACGCUCUCAUUUAGCUGCUAUAUAGAGCCUUAUGAUAUAGUGUGUCCUGUUGCUUCCCUUCCAGGGGUUUCCUUGUUGGUGUGCACAGAGAGCUGCUUUCAAUUACUCUCAUAAUGACAAAGCACUUUGCCUUUUUUCUUCAGAAAGGGAUUCUCCUCAGUUCUCCAUUUUCCUUCUUUAGCUCACAUACAGGUGGAAGAGGCUGGUGAUUCCUCACAGUUCCUGCAUACCCUGUGCCGGGCUUUCCAAGGGAAACACAGGACCGGGAGAGACCCCCAUGGGUAGAUCUUUUCAUACCUUAGAGGCCCCUGUUUGUGUCAUAGACCCUUGGGGUGGCCAGCAGUUUUCAGACACAGAGACCAGAAAGACGACAGAAAAAAUUUUCCUGCUUCCCAGCCUUGCUUGUCUGGGCGGUAUCAUGGCUCUGCAGAGAGUGCUGGCUCUCCUGUUGCCUGGGUUUUAAUCUCAGUUUUUAUACUGGCCCACAGGGUGAGCUUUGACAGUCUCCCCCUCUCAGGUCUCUCUUUUGUGUUGCCCUUUCCCUCUGUGAAGUAGUACAACCAAACUGGUCUUUCCCAGAGAGCACCUUGGGAGAUAAUGUUGAGGGCCAGUUGAAAAUUGCUCCUUGCUGUUCAUUCUGCUGUGCCUGGCACAGGACAGCCUUCUUGAUGAAUGAAAAUACUAAUGCAUAUAGAAACAUCAAGAUCAGUGCAAGGACUGUUUGGAAAUGCACUGGUAGUCAAAGGGCCACACAUCAAAACAAUUGCUAGCUGAGUGGAUUUGUGUUCUGUCAGGCUUCCCAAGUCAAUUCAUCUAGUUUAUUCAGCUGCUAGUCCAGUGGGCAGAACUGGAAGUGAUCAACGAGAAAGGCCCUUAACAGGCACUGGAUAAGCUGCCUCCCUUACCGAAUACCACCGUGCAACAACUUUCCUGGUGUUGUGCUGACUGUUGGCUGUAACAAUGAUGUUGCACUCUCAGAUGUGAGGUUUUGGAGAAAAUCAAUCCUUGCAGCUGCAGCCUGGUAGCAAAACCAGAUGAGACUGCUCACACAAGUGAUGUUGGGAUGCGCAUCCCAUCUGGCAUCUGCCACUGAGAGUGACAGCUCUGUGCUAGAAGUCAGGAGAUUGGCUCCUAACCUUGGCAACGUUGCUAAAAGCUGCAGAGUCCUGAGUAGAAAUUGGCAGUGCUUCGGCUUUAUGGUAACUGUACUAAGGUGGAGUACUAAGUGUCUUCUGCUGCUGGAGCAAAAGUGGUGUGGUGCAGCUUGUUGCCUGGGGAGACUCAGCAUAGAGAGAUGCAUGGUGGUGCUCACUGGGUGGGAUUGUUUGAGUAAUUAAGAGUGGCAGAUCAACAGCUCGUGGAGGAGUAACAAAGAUCCCUGCAGCUGUUUGUCAUGCUUUGGAGGCUGAAAACGAGCAAACAGAACAGAGAGAAGAAACUCAAUUGGGGAAUGCUGAAUGCACAUUUGGGAAGAAAACUUGAUCUCUCUGUUAUGAUUAAGGAGUGGUAUUCUCCAAUUUAGUCUUCCUUUUGAGACUCUCUAAACAACAUGGUCCUUGCUUGUUCCUUCCUUCCCCUCUACAUCCUUGCAGUGGGCUGGAGAGGAGAAUUGGAGGCAUAAAAGGCAAAGAUCACAGGCUGAGAUUACAAUUUACUGGGAAUGGCAAUGAGAUAAGAAAAGGAACAGUAAACAACAACAGUAUUAAUAACAGAACAUUCAAGAGUGCUCACCAUGCAUCCCCCAACAACGAGUCUUAGGUUGUCUUCCCCUGUUGCUGGAAAAUGACAUGAGGUGGUAUAGAAUAACCUUCAAGUCCAGGCCAUGCCCCUGCCUGGCUACUGCAAAAAUUAACCCUGUCCUGCCCAGAACCAGUGCAUUAUUUUAUAUAACAAUAGGAUAUGUACAGCAGAAACAAAACCCAAAAAAGGUGCAGAUCUGUAAAUGGCCCUGCUUGGCUGUCAGGGUUGGCUUGACUAGAUAAUCUUUUUGAAGGCAGGCUAGAACAUGCUUGGCAAACCUCUCGUGUUUAUGGAGUGCACUGCUUCAUAAGGCAAAGAGGUGACAUUUUAAUUUCUUCUUCCCUGGCUUUUAACAUAUUUUGGUUGCUGAAAAUUCCAGUUAAAUUGCUGAACUCAAAAAAAGUUACUCCUGUAAAAUGCAUUUUCUAGCUUUGAAACAGAAACUGGGUAAUUCUUCUUCAAAGUCAUUGCAGAAAAGGUGAUUUGAAGCAGUAGGAAAAAUCAGAAAGUGAACUGCAAAAAAGAUGUUUUUUCAUUAUUUAUUAUCUAUUCCCUUGUAUAUUUGUAAAUGGAUUAGGGUAAUUUUUUUUAGGUCUCAUCUGGGCAUAUCAAAUGCAGUUUUUCACUGCAUUUUUUAGUCAUUAAACAUUUGUUGAGCUUAGAGCAGUCUUGCUGAGACUGCUGAGGCAUGCAUGUUAGUUUACCCAGAAUUUAUAGUUUCUGCUCCAGUUUUAAUUAAUGCCAUUUUCUUCUGUUACUGUACAAUUUAUAAGCAUCCCAGGCAGCCGUGUAGAAAUGCAUGCUUUGGAGACCGAGAAAAAAAUAUGAACCUAUUGCGAAAGUCUUAAGACUCCUGCCCUCCCUUGGGAAUAGGUUCAUCUAUCAAUCAGUACUGUAAUUUGUUUUUUUCCCUCCUGACAUAAAGGGUGGGGCAGGUUCUCAGGCAGUCUAAGUGGUGUAUCUCCUUGAGUAGCACCACUGAGAGUCUGACCAGGUAGCUUUGCAUGGUACCCUGCAUCGCUGCCUUCCUUUGUUGCAAUGUUUCGGGGAGAUCAGUGCUUGACUACAGCAACUCAGGAGUUCUGGUUGCAGUAUGUAAGGACAUUCUGCUGGUUUCUAGCUCUCCUCUGGGAUUUGAGCUGCAAAUCCUUGGAGCAGCCUGCAGUUUUCUGGGUGUGCUCAGUGCAAGCAGGAGUUACUGGCUGGCUGCCAUAAGCAUGUGUGCAUGAGGGAGAACCUUUGCAUUGGUGACGCAGGGAGGUGUCAUCCUUUCUUGCCACCUUCCCUGCUCCACUGUGCUAUCAUUGCUCAGGUGAGGCCUCUCCCUGCAUGUAGAGUGCGGGGCUGCAGACUGAGGCAAACACUUCCUUGCUUCCCCUUUCUUAAGGUGCAGACAGUGGUUCUGGAGGGACCCACCCUGCUCUGAAGUGUUGCUGGCUUACUCAUCCUACAGGGGCUGAACCAUCUGCUAUCCCCAGCUAAGGAAGGAGAGAUAGGAAAGGGCCCCGCUAGUCUGCACCUGACAGCAGAGAGCUGAUGGAGAAGGAGAAAAUUGCCUUCCCCUCUCCCCACUGAGAAACCAAAGUGGGUGAGAUACUCUCCUGAAUCUGAAAGCACACUGUCCUCUAUGAGUCAGCAGGAUGCAGAGUACUGGUUGAGAUGGUUUUUGUUCAUCAGCAGCUGUGGAAGAGACUCCCUGGACUGGCUGUGUGUUCGUCUGCAUCUUGCAGAUAAAUUACACAUGAACCCGUGAACAUGACUGCAGCUUCUAAAUCCAGUAUUUAUGUUGUGUCUUUAGUUGAUGUUGAGAGAUAAGUCAGCCAGCAGAGUGAUUAAUGCGGCAGAGUUAUGCGGGAAUGCUGUUCAGCUCUGUUGCCGACUCAGAGUUUUUCAUCUGUAGUCAGUCACUCAUAAAUGGUUACCAGAAACUUUCUAAUGAUUAGUAACAGCUCAUCACUAAAAUACAUUCCCUCUAAUCCUGCCUGCUCCCAGGUUGCAAUCUGUCCCUGUUAAGGGGCUCUCCUGGGGAGCAGUGCUCCCCACAGCCCUGCUUUGAGGAAGAGUUUGUCCUAGCAGACCCCCAGGGACUGGAAUUGUUCAGUGGCUUUUCACAGCUCCAAUGCCUUUGGAUAACAAGGCUGGUUGCUCUUCUGGCUUGAAAAAACCAAAACUUCUGCCUUUCUCCAGUGGAGAAAUGAGGUUCUUGCUUGACUGGAGCAGGCCAUUCAGUGAAGACGUGGUGGAAGAAGUGGAGGAAGUCAGAGAUGACAAGGGUUAUAAUCAGGCUUCUUGUAGGCAUUGCGUGGCAAUGUUCUUGAAACCAGGAAAGGCUUUUCUCUGCAGAUGGCAUACUGCUUACUGUGUCUGCAUUCUCCAUUUUUAAAUAAAUUUUGGUCUUACUGCAGUUAGUCUGACAGCUCCUCCUCCUUUUCUGACAAGCUGCUCUUGUCUGUCAUCUUAGCAGCUCAGCUGCUUCUGUAUAACAGGUCUGUUUCCUUCCAUGCUUGCAGAAAUCCAGAAAAUUUGACUUUUCCAUCUUGCAUUGAGAAAACCAGCUCUGAAGCAGCGCUGCUUUGAAUGGGUAACCCUGUAAACAGCUUUUUCACUGUGCUUGUCAGUAGCCUAUGUUUCCAGCCGCAGUUAUAGCUGGGAUGUGCGAGACCAAGUUUUAGACUUUGCCGUGAUCCUCUAGUUGUAUGCUGCAGGGGUGCAAAGUCCCCUCUCCUGCACUUAGGCCAGACACUUGCAACAUUCCUACUCUUCCAGUACCCAGGUUGUUGAAAACACUGGCUGCUUCUGCGGGGUCAAAGGCAGUAUACACAUCUUAGGUCAAACAAUUCUAUAGCUUGCUGCUUGUUUAAAUUUUCUCCAGUAUUGCUCUCCCCAGGCUCUGGGACAUCACAUCUGCUCUGAGGGGGCAGUUAAGAAGUCCACAUUUUUUGUCAGAGCACAAUCACUGCUCUCCAGCAUGUGCUCUCAGCACAUGGUAUCUAGGCUGCCUAGAGGGAUGAACCAUAGAAACUGUCUCAGAAAGAGCUAGUCUGCAGCUUGUGCUUUUUAAAGGAUAUUUUUAGUGCAUAUAGAAGCAGUAUGUCUGGCCUCUCCUCUCCUCUCUCCCAGAGCUCUCCCAGCAGCAUAGGUAGCAUAGUGAGCUGCUUCACCUGGAGCUUCACUGUGGGGACCUGAGCUCCAGGAAGAUGCUUUGUCAGCCUUCAGAGAAAUGAUACCACCUGAGCUGAGCACAGGACAAUGAUGCUAUGGGAAGAAGCCACCCUCCAUGGCUGGUCACCUGCUGGAGACUGAGCUCUAGCAUUGCCCUCAGUGCUGGGAUAAUGAGAAACGCUGGCUCCCUUUUCCCUGUAGUCUGUGCUGCUUGAGGAACUGUCCUUACCACCUGCUGCUUUUCUUCCUUGUGACAGCAGCACCUUUAUCCAGGGAUCCAGGGGUACCACAGUCCCUUUGUGAGGAGACUGGUUUACAUGAGAGCAAGGAGGACAGGUCCUUAGAAGAAGUCUGAAUGCCAUCUGGGAGUAUCUGCUCUGCUGAUGGCAACAUACAGUUGAACACUGAAAGGAGGCAGGCCCAGCCUUGCCUGAGAGAAUGUCCCUUGCUCGUAUGUUUUGUCAGCUGCAUUAGGGUUGUGUUCUAGUUAUUUAUUAGAGCCUAUCCCUUACCCAGUGCAAGCAAGAACUUUGCCAAAGGUUGGACCAUUAACCUGACUUUGCCUUUGUGGUCAGAAGGAACAAAUUUAGGCUAGCCCAAAGUGUUCUCUCUUCCCUGCCUUUGAAUGCUUAAUUAUUCCAUAAAAAUUAUAGAUGUUUAAUCAUUGAGGAACCUCCCAUGGCAUCUGCUUUUAAAUCUGGGCUGGGAACCAGCUGGGGUACAGGCCUGAGAUUUAUUUGGACCAAUAAAGGUACAUCACUUAGCAAUGCAAGCAUUGAAAGUGCAGCAAGCAACAAGGGCAGGAUUUUUCUCUGACAUAACCCCCUGCAGUUAGUAGCCACUCUAGCAGUGGUCCUGUCUGUAACUCACCUAAAUGAGACCACUACAAGAAGAUACUUUUAGACAAAACAGGAGAGGUUUCAAGUUGAGCCGAUUGACUAUCAUGGUGUAGUGACAGAGCAGCUGUCAUGGAGAAUUGUUUGACACAAAAUCCUCCAACUGCCCUUAGCCUCUUGCUGGGAAGGGGGAGAUAAAUGCCAUUGAGUCUGUGUCAUGAGACAGGGCAAGCUCUACUGGUAAUGUAAGUCUUAACUCACACACUUAUGAAAAUCUCAUGCUCAGAGCUAUCAGAUUCUGAAAGACUGUAGGAUGAGAACAGGGGUGGGUUGUGGUUGGUUUUUUUUUAAAUUUGUACAUAUUCAUGACAACUGUGUCCUCUUACUUAAGUCUAGAAUUAUAAUUUGGCUAAAAGGACAGAGUUUUUUGGCUGUUUAAAAACUUUAAAAUCACUCCUCUGUGUGAGGUACACUCAGGCUUGCACUACUUGGUGAACAUGCUUAAAUAAUGCCUAUAUAUGUGUGUAUUUCGUAAGUAUAGUAUGACUUCUAUGGCUCAGUACUGCAAAGCCUGUUGUUCUUUUCUGAGGCUUAUCUGGUCAAAGCACUUCAGCAACGGCAAAUGUUGGUAGGAUGCUUCUUGUUCUAAUUGUUUUCAAAUGAGGUUAAACAGCUAUCAGAGCUUUUGCGGAUAUAAGGUUUACUUUGAGCUGCCUUGAUUUCAUGUACUGUCCACCAGGGGCUGCCUGUUCUGCAUGCUGAAUGCAAGGCAUAGAUUUGAGAGUCUAAACAAGAGUUAGUGGGUGGAAUUUUCUGCUAGCUUAACACUUGGCUUUCUCCCUGUUUUUAUAAGCCAAUGCUGGUACAAGGAGCAUCCAUGCUGACUUCUGAAAAUCAUACUCUGGGGAUCUAAUACACAGCUUUACUUCUGAAAACGUUGACCUUGCUCUGUGAAAAUUCAGCAAAGGGUCAUCAUGUCCAAAGUGUUCAAGAAGGACAGGUGCCUGUGAUGUCUCCUGCAGAUACAGCCGUACAGCAGUAGUGAGGGGGUUUAUUUUCUGCAACUGUACAGAUUUCCAGAAGAGUGGCUCAUCGGCAGGGAAAAGAAUUGCAGCAGGGCGGAAAUCUCUCUUAGGCAUCUCUAAUGCAUCCCAGAGGUUUCCCUUGGGAACAUUAAACAACGGUUGUUGGUCUGAAGAAAAAGACAUGGGAAAACCCAGUGGGUUUUCCUAUUGCGCUCUAGGGCAACAGUAGAGUGAUUUGCAUUAUUCUUGGAAAGAAAAAGCAAAAUCUGAGGGUGUGGUUCUUACAUGGAGUUAUAAAACUCUUUAUCAUGCAGUUGUGUUGAAGAACUUGAGCAACUUCAGUCAAACUAUGCCUUUGCACUUCACUGGACCACAGCCAGAGUGAUUAUGUCUUGCAGAACUGAGAUGUGCAUGAGCUGCAGCUCAGAAUGAAGUGAAGGGGAUCACCCUGUCACCUUGCUUUAGGCAAGCUAUAGUCCUGUAAUCUUCUUUCAGGCACUGGGCUUCUCCCUUGGGUUUCCUGCCCUUCAGGGUGAUGGGAAGAUGUGGGUUAACACCGUCAGUUUCAGAGUCACAAUUAAGAAGUGUCAUUUACCCUACACCUGAGCUGUUGCUAUGUUGUUUUCUCUUAGGCUGAGAAAGAGGACUGAAUUUUCAGUCAAUGUUGCUUGGUAGCCAUAUGGGAAGCAUAACUCUCAGCAGGGGUAGUGCAGAAGAACAUUUUGCACAUGUGUGUACAUACAUCUUAUACGUCUCUUGUGUGCGGAACUAACCUUCCAGGGCUUGACAGCAGUCCUUGCAAGACUUUCCUCUGGGUGCUCUCCUAUCGCUUUUGUGAUGUGUAGGAACCUUCUUUCUGGUAAGCUUGAAUUCAGUUUACUGUCAUCAUCACUGAAUUGCUGGAGUGUUUUUCAUGUAAUACACUAGAGACACGGUCCCAGUCUCACUGCUUUGUGGUAACUUCUUGGUCUGCUGUGAAGCAACAACAUUGAGGUAACCAUUAAAUAUUUUCCAGCAGCAUGGAACUUACUGUUCUGACUCUUGGGGAGGUCCUCAUCUCAGGUUUGAUGCUGUCCUACCACCAGGACACCCCAUUUUGUCCCUGGGAAUAGGCAUGGCCAGUGAAGCAGACUGUGUGGUUGGAGUCAGAGCUGUGCAGACUUAAGUCAAGCCCUGGUUCAGGGGAGAUUUUCCAUGUGCUGCUGAUAUCCAUAACGUAUACUUGCUUACACAGAGAUGCUUUCCUGAAGCAGAGUUGUCACUCUUUUCUACAGGUAUCACAGGAUGCCCUCCCUUAUUCUGCUUCAUGUAUCUGGUACUAGAAUGAUCAUUUCCUGAUAAAUGAAGGCACUUAAUCAGUCCUCUUCCCCUUGGAAGAAGGACUUUUGGGGAUAUUGUUAUAUCAUUUAAAAUAAUAUUUUGGAAUUUAAGUUUACAUUGCUUUAUUUUUCACUUGAGGUGACUGUAUAUAAAUAUUUUCCUCUAUUUUAUCAUUGCUGAUAAAGUAAGCCUACAGUAUACAGACAAAUAAUUUGCCUUUGAUGUAUUGAAACUGUGAGAUAUAAAGUAGACUUCUCUCUUGUGUCCAUGUUCCUGACUAUAACUCUGUUCCUCUGUGUUUUUAUAAGUUGGAAUAAUUGUUGCUUACGGGCAACAAAGAGCCUGCAAGCUUCCCAAUAAUUUUUAUGUCAUUGAACUCAAGCAACCCUAUUGAAGGAUCUCACAUAUGUAUAAUGAUAUAUGUAUAUGUACAAACUUUAGAAAGAAAUAAACCAAAUGUAUUUCA